Anoplopoma fimbria (sablefish) is the source of this 1715-nucleotide messenger RNA. RefSeq names its product divergent protein kinase domain 1A-like. NCBI's taxonomy places the organism in Eukaryota, Metazoa, Chordata, Actinopteri, Perciformes, Anoplopomatidae. The transcript has 5 exons. The record is from RefSeq and is a predicted model, not a curated record. Bases 188 to 1474 code for a protein of 428 amino acids.
GUCGACGGCGCAUGUAGGUCUGCCUCCACCUGCCUCCACCAUCCUCCACUGGGCUGCCGACAGGACUGGUGAUGCUUCAUGUUUUACACUGUUCAGGGUUAGUAAUAUAGGCGUUGCCCGACACCUCACGAAGCGUGCGCCGAGUUUCUCCCCUCAACAGCUGCUGUGAGAUGUUCUCCAAUUUGCCAUGGCAAGAGGUCUGUUUCCAUGGGGGCUCUUCAGGAAGCCGCUGUACAUCCAGGCCAAAUUUUCCUACCUGCAUAUGAAGUACCUGUUCUUCUCCUGGCUGGCAGUGUUUGUGGGGAGCUGGAUAGUGUAUGUCGAGUACUCGUCCUACACAGAGCUGUGUCGUGGGCACGACUGCAAAAAUUCAAUAUGUGAUAAAUACAGGACAGGAGUCAUUGACGGCUCGGCCUGCAGCAGCCUGUGUGAGAAAGACACGCUUUACCUGGGGAAGUGCUUCACUGCCAAGCCCAAAAGCCAGGUGUACUCUGGGAGCUGGGGAGACCUGGAGGGAAUCAUUAAGUGCCAGAUGGAGGAGGCUCCUCAUUACGAUUUGGGAAGUGAGAUGGAACCCAGGAAGGAGGCUGCAGCCUUCAACAAGCCCACCAAGGGGACGUCUGUGGAGAAGUUCAGAGAGAUGAUCCUCAACCACCUAAAGGCUAAAGUGGGGGAUCAGGCCAACCUUGCUGACCUGGCGACACAAGUCUUGUCCAUAACAGAUGCCAACAAAGACGGUCAUAUCUCGCUGCCCGAGGCUCGCUCCACGUGGGCUCUGCUGCAGCUAAAUGAAUUCCUGUUAGCAUUGGUCCUGCAAGACAGAGAGCACACGCCCAAGUUACUGGGCUUUUGCGGAGACCUGUAUGUGAUGGAGAAGGUGCCACAUUCCCCCCUGUACGGCAUCAGCCUGCCCUGGAUCAUGGAGGUGUGGAUUCCUGCAGGUCUGCGCCGCAGCAUGGACCAGUGGUUCACCCCCUCCUGGCCACACAAGGCCAAGAUCUCCAUCGGACUGCUGGAACUGGUCGAGGACGUUUUCCACGGCACGUUUGGCAGCUUCCUCAUGUGCGAUGUGAGCGCCGCUAGUUUCGGCUACAAUGACCGGCAUGACCUGAAGGUGAUGGACGCGCGGUACAUUGUUCCUGAAGCCAUCUUCCAAGAGGACAUCCGGCAGCAGCGCUGCGAUGUGGACGAGGACUGUCUCUACGGGGCGGACUGCCUCACUUCCUGCGACCUCACCAAGCACCGCUGCACACCGGAGGUCACCAGGCCGAACUUGGCCAAAGCCUGCGAGGCACUCAAGGACUACAUUCUGAGAGGCGCCCCGUCCGAUGUCAGGGAGGAGCUAGAGAAGCAGCUGUAUGCUUGCAUCGCACUGAAAGGUUCAGCUGAACAGAUGGAGAUCGAGCACUCACUGAUUCUGAACAAUCUCAAGACUUUGCUAUGGAAGAAAAUCUCUCACACAAAAGACUCAUAAUAGGAAAGCAUUCAGAGGCACAAAGCGAUUCCUUAGUUUUUAAAUAAAAUAUUGGACUGUUUCCCCAUUCUGGAAAGAUAACAUGAUUCCCCUUAUUUAUUCAUCUUUAAAUGUUUAACUUAUGUUUUAUCCUAAAGCAGUUGUCAAUGAAUGUUACUUUCAUAUUAUAUACUCGGUUAACUUUAAUAAAAUGGAGCAAAAUGAGCAAGAGCAAUUUUUCUGUCACCGUGAGAAUGGCAAA